Annulohypoxylon maeteangense is the source of this 1719-nucleotide messenger RNA. RefSeq names its product DNL zinc finger-domain-containing protein. The record is from RefSeq and is a predicted model, not a curated record. The coding region runs from base 48 to 998 and encodes 316 amino acids. The transcript is spliced from 2 exons. Gene Ontology annotation, molecular function: zinc ion binding; protein-folding chaperone binding. Gene Ontology annotation, cellular component: mitochondrion. Gene Ontology annotation, biological process: protein stabilization; protein import into mitochondrial matrix; protein folding. NCBI's taxonomy places the organism in Eukaryota, Fungi, Ascomycota, Sordariomycetes, Xylariales, Hypoxylaceae.
UCAUGAUCAAAUGUUGUUCGACACGUAAUUGAUUGAGUGUACAGAAUAUGGCCUCCAAACCAGUCGCCAACUUCUUACUACGUCCAAUAAUCCGUUCUUCGAAAAUAAUAUCACCUUCUAUUCUCCGCCCCGAUCCUCUUCUCCCUCGAACUUUACAACCAGCAGCCCGUCGCUUCGCCCACACCAUCCCCAAACCUCCGGGCCAUCCAACAACACCAGAGGAGCAGCAGCAGGCGCGAAGACGAGCCCAGCCUCAUUACAAAAUAACCUUUACCUGCAAACCCUGCGGACAUCGCUCCGAGCAUGAGGUGUCUAAGACAGGCUAUUAUCAUGGCUCCGUGCUCAUCACCUGCCCGUCCUGCCGAAAUCGCCACAUCAUCAGCGACCACCUAGGCAUAUUCGGCGACCGCAAGAUCACCGUCGAAGAUCUCAUGCGGGAGAAGGGACAGCUAGUAAAACGAGGCACCCUUGGCGAGUAUGGCGAUAUUGAGUUCUGGCAGGAUAAGGAACACUUCGAAAGCGACGACGACUAUUAUAAGAUUAAAGACAAGCCAGAAAAUCCAUUAGAGGAGGCAGACCCGGACGUCGUAUCAGAGGAACAAGAAGCAGCAAAGUCGCAGGAAACACGAAAUCCAUCUUCACAAUCGACAGACCGAAAACCCGCAUCCUCGGCAUUAUUAGGGGACUCCGGUACUCGCCCAUCGAUAGGCGAUUCACAACAUAAAGACCCUGUGCCAUCAACACGGCGUCAAUUAUCAACAGUAAUACAGCCAACUCCUUGCAAACCCGGUGUUAGUGGCCGCGACUUUCUCAGAGCGUCAAUGACGGACGGAAAAUCCUACUCCGAGCUCCAUCAAUUACUACAAGAAUACCUCACCGGACCCAGGUCCCGUCGAGUGGAGAGAGGACUGCGCCGAGCCCUAGCCGAGCGUCGCAGCAUGCUGAAUCGAGUCCCGAAGGAGGAGAUGCUAUCAAAGGCACCCCGGGGGAAGCAGUAGACCAGACCCCGGAGAAAACUACCUCCUCCUCCAUCCCCAGAUACCUCUCAUCGCGGAAACGGAUGACAUCAAGGGAAUUCCUCCGCGUUCGCUAUCACAGGGUAUAUCCGCCAAGGUACAUUACCCGGAUAAAACAAUACCCCAAAUCCACAAUUAUGGAGCCACCUACCGUCCGUCGGCCGCUGUUCCAGAGCAAAUACGACGGCGUCCGCUUAUACGAUUUCCCCACCGUAGACAGCCGGCCGCAAUACAUCCGAACGGGACCCGGCCCAUUAUACAAGAGGAGACGACCAACACCCUGGACAGGGCGGCUCCUAGAAGAAGAAAAAGCAUCAAUAGCAGACCAGGACGACGACAUGCUCGAUCCAGAAAUACCGUUCCAAUGGGAAAUGCCGGCAGAUGUAUCCGACGGACCCAAACCAACGGUAUACCCCACAACAGCGCGACGCUGGCCCAAGCCACGUGCGCCAUCAUAUACAUCAGUGUAUCAAAAGAGCGAGGAGAGAUACCACUUCUACAAAGCGGUAGCGGUGCGGCGCGCGGAGAAGCAGUCGAGGGUGGAGAAAACGCCUGUACCGAUCGCGGUGGUGCCGAGGCCGUCGUCGCAGGACGAGGGGGAGACGAAACAAGUAAUACGGGCGAGCUAUUAUAAAUUUAAAUAUUUACGUGAUGAUAUGAUAUUUUAGGCUAUAAUACCCCAAUCCAAAACAGUUAAAUUUUA